AUGGCCCGUCUCAGCCUCUCUUUCCUCUCUGUUCUGCUCGUCCUUGCGGCGCUGGCGCUCUCUAUGCCCGUCAAGCGUGACGAGGAGGCACCCAGCCACGGCUUCACUCUUGAAAGUACCCUUGACCAAUUGAAGAGUGCUACUAGGCUUAUGGAUGGACUGGAUAAGAAGGAGCGUAACGACAAGGACAACGAGACUGAGCAUGCUCCCGCAGAAAGCGACGAUGACAGCAAUGCUGCCGCUGAUGAGACUAAGUCGGAUCACAAGCCUACUUCUACCAAGAAGCUUUCCUCUGGUACCUUCGUUACUCCUACUGCUACCAACACCCACCACCCUACCUCUCAGCCCAACGCACUAGGCAAGCUUCCCCUCGUCGGUGGUCUCCUUGGUGGUGCUGGAGGCGGUCUUUAA
This is a messenger RNA of Penicillium canescens, 411 nucleotides long. RefSeq lists its product as uncharacterized. NCBI's taxonomy places the organism in Eukaryota, Fungi, Ascomycota, Eurotiomycetes, Eurotiales, Aspergillaceae. Bases 1 to 411 code for a protein of 136 amino acids. The transcript has 2 exons. The record is from RefSeq and is a predicted model, not a curated record.